AUGUCGAUCGAUAGAGUAGUGGCUUCUCUUAAGGUGUUAAAUCCACAUGAAGCAUUCAGUUUUAACAAAUUUGUUGCUUCAGAUAGUGGUGCAAAUUGUUAUAGGGUUCUAGGAGAGGGUAAUUCAGAUUAUGUUGUUUUCCAAGUGGAGUCUGGGGCUCACUGUAUACAAAUAUUUGAUUCAUGGGGUGGACAACUACCACCUGGUAUGUGGGAACGCUGGUCAAAGCCUUAUAUCAAAGAGAUUGUAGAUUUGGUCAAGAAAAGAUGCCCUGAGACACCAAUUGUUCUUUAUAUAAAUGGAAAUGGUUGCCUCCUUGAGUGUAUGAAAGAUACUGGAGUUGAUGUUAUUGGGCUGGACUGGACUGUGGAUAUGGUAGAUGGAAGAAGAAGAUUGGGUAGUGGAAUAGGUAUGCAGGGAAAUGUGGACCCUGCCUACUUAUUCUCCCCACUUCCUGCCCUCACUGAAGAAAUUCAGAGGUUGGCUAUUUAAUAUCUUUUUAACUCUAACAUUCUUCAUUCUCGAUAGUCAUAUCCUUUACCUAUUCAGCCUGCAUU
Messenger RNA from Arachis ipaensis, 557 nucleotides. NCBI's taxonomy places the organism in Eukaryota, Viridiplantae, Streptophyta, Magnoliopsida, Fabales, Fabaceae. The record is from RefSeq and is a predicted model, not a curated record.